Molecule: messenger RNA, 2233 nt
Organism: Engraulis encrasicolus (European anchovy)
Lineage: Eukaryota; Metazoa; Chordata; Actinopteri; Clupeiformes; Engraulidae
Gene: ildr1a
Product: immunoglobulin-like domain containing receptor 1a
Exons: 9
Coding region: 31-1590 (519 amino acids)
Cellular component (GO): plasma membrane
Molecular function (GO): high-density lipoprotein particle receptor activity
Source: RefSeq, a predicted model, not a curated record
UCAGGCUACCUGUUUCGGGGUGUGGCCACGAUGCUACCUAAACCUAGUGGGAAGAAGCUCUGUGUCUGCGCUGACGGAGUCCGCGCCGGAGACACGAUGAGUCGCGCUAUCUGCCUGGCUCUACUUAUUGUAGUUAACCUCCACAAAGCUGUCUUUGCCAUCCAAGUGAUUGUACCCCAGACUGAGCGCAGCACUGCUCUCUUUGCUUCCGUCACCUUGCGAUGUGAUUACUCCACCUCAGCCAAUCCAGCGGAUGUGUUGGUGAAAUGGCGAUACAAGUCUUUCUGCCAGGAUCCCGUGCUGGAAUAUCAUUCCACAGCGUACCAAGCUGCAUUGCAACUGGGUCAGGAUCCAUCUAAUGACUGUCCCGAUCGGCAGCGCACAGUUCGUGUUGUUGCUCAGAAAAGGGGCACCAAUGAGCCUACACUGGGUGCCGAAUAUCGCGAACGGAAGAUCUCCAUCCAGAACAAAGCUGAUCUGGUUAUCAAUGAGGUGAUGUGGUGGGACCAUGGGGUCUACUAUUGUUCCAUUGAUGCUGCGGGUGACACCAGCGGAGACUCAGACAAAGAGAUCAAACUUAUUGUUUAUCACUGGUUGACUGUGCUCUUCAUCGUCAUCGGGGCGCUGCUGCUCCUCAUCCUCUUGUGUGUCUGCUGCUGCCAGUGUUGCCCCCAGCGAUGCUGUUGCUACGUACGCUGCCCCUGUUGCCCUCAGCAGUGCUGCUGUCCAGAGAAAGCGGUGAUGCAGCACAGAAUGAUGAAGGAAGCCCAGAAGGCCAUGACGCCCUGGAUGAACGGCGGCCAGCCAGUCUACGCUCCCAUGAGCUCCCACAGCUCCUACCAGAUGAACCCCAUGCUGUACGCAGGUUCUAAUUCUGGAAAGAUGCCCAUGACGCCAAUGCAGCCCAUGCAGCCCAUGCCUCUUCCAGCGCCACAGCCCGUCAUGGCAGCCAGGGGUCCAGGGAACGGCAGCGUUGCUAUGGAGAGUGGCCACGGAACCAACCAUGUGCUGGACUACCUGGAGAGCCAGGUGCACCGGAUGGACGUGACCAGCCCUCUGUUGCAGCCACAGCCCAACAGCCACAUGCCCCCUCCGCCUCAGCACAUGCCCAAACACGUCCCUUUCUCCGCCGGUCCCCCGAGCAUGCUCUCCGCCCUGGACGACGGCCCUAUGAAUCGCCGCCCACCACCCGGCACAGACUACAGGCGCCGUGGCAGUUUCUCCAGCGUUGACCGGCUGGAUCGGCCUCAGUACGCCAUGAGCCGCAGCUACAGCCAAGAGGACAUGCUCAGCGAUCGGGGAAGAAGGGCCAGUCCCCACGACCGGGACGGGUAUCGCCCACGCUCCCGGUCCCGCGACGACCUCUUCGCUGCCGACCGGCGGCCGAGUCCUCACAGGCAGGACAGGAGAUACUCGCCCCCCAGUGCCCGGCACGACUCCUGGAGCGACCAGGACAACAGGAGGGGCGGCGGCGGGGCGAGAGGAGGGCCACCGCCCAGUUACAGGGAGUACGAACCAGGCCAAAAGCCCGGCAAGCGCCACCCCCCUUCGGACAAGAGUUCUCGCAGUGGCACCAGCAUAGUGAUCUGACAUCUCUCUCGACUCCCAGACAUUCUGAUUCAUGCAGAUACAAUUCAAUUAAGUGCAAAAUAGGUCAGCGUAUACAGUGGUUCCCAAACUUUUUCUGCCGGGACACCCUUUUUAGAAUAUUUUAGAGGGCCCCCCCUUAUUCCAAUCCCCAAACAUUAUUUGUCUGUAAAUAUUGCUAAAUUCCAAUUGGGUAUUCACAGGAAAAGGUAAUAAAACAUGUAUUGCCCUUAUAAGUGAGUACUGUUACUAAUUUACAGUUAUGUUAACUUUUAACCUGUGUAUUCCCCCCACUUUUAUGUAUAUAUUAAUAAAAAAGUCCAUUCUGUCUGUGACUCCCCUGCACUAUCUCCAGGGGUCCCGACCCCCAGUUUGGGAACCACUGGCAUCUUGUAUCUCCCUGUUGUGCCUUUUGAUUUUAUGAAGGUUAUUUUGUGUUUUUAAAGCAUUUGGUUAAUAUCUUGCCAUUUUGGGAAAUCCCUAUCCCUUGUAUGUACUCGUGACCUGUAAAUAGCAAUGAUUGAUUUUCUAUUCUAUUUUUAAAUUUUAACUGGACAUGACAUGUUUUUAUUUUCCACUGUGUGACUGGCGGUGAUUGGGUUACUACUUACAGAUGGACAGAUUUAAUAAAAAGGAGAAAAAACUA